AAAAUAAAUAAUGGCUUUGUGGAAAGUAUUUUAGAAAGCAGGAUCAAGAUCUACAAUGCCUGCUGCAUUUAAAGAAGGACUUUUUGAGAAACCAGGAGAAUUUGAAUAUAAAGUUAAGAAUAUAGCUAUAAGCUAUGAAACAUCUUCUUGGAUGUUAAGAGAAGGUAUUGUAGAAUACAAUCCAAAUAAAUGGGGAUAUGUUUUAAGUAAAUCACAUAGAGAUUUUAAUGAUUAUUGGACUAGAAGUAAUACUAUAUAUAUAUAUAUAUAAUUAUAGCUAUGUUUACAAGAUGUGGAUUAUUUUUGACUGGAUGUUGGUUAUUUAGUUGUUUAUACACAAAACCAAGAUUUGAUUGGUAAGAUUAUCAUGAUCCUAAAUUUGAAUAAAAAACAUAUGGUGAUUUAGAAGAAGGAGGUGAUGAAGGAGGAGAUGAUGAUUGAAAAAUAAUCAAGAUAUUAAUAUUAAAUAAAAU
Molecule: messenger RNA, 473 nt
Organism: Paramecium sonneborni
Lineage: Eukaryota; Ciliophora; Oligohymenophorea; Peniculida; Parameciidae
Source: the annotation of a GenBank genome assembly